AUGGCGGACUAUGACAGACGCCAGUCUGGCGGGCAAAACAACCGCAAGAGGCGAUAUAGAGCUCUCAACGCAGAUGACGAUGAUCACUAUGACCGCCGUCAGCAGCGCCGACGCGUGGACUCGGCGCCUGUGGGGGUCCGCCUUCGACGUCAACUGCUGAGCCUUGCCGAUUCCCCGUUGCGCCGAUGGUCCGAGGAGGUCACGUCCAUUGCGCGAAUGGUCACGGACAACUACGACGACGAGAACCUGCGCAACAACUUUGUCGACCUUGUGAUGCAGCUGGCCGUGGAGCAACCCCUCAAAACACCAUUUGUCGGCGCCGUCGUGGUGGUGGCCAAUGCGUUCAAAGCGGAACUGGUGGAUGUGGUGCUUGCCCGUCUGGCAACUGGGCUGGAGGAGAAUAUCGCAAAGGGCCAGUGGAGAGAGGUGAAGCUUCUGCUGAAGCUGCUGGCGUGCCUGCAAGGGUGCUUGGAAGGGAGUGGCAUCUUUCCGUUGUUGGAGGAGUUGUUUAUGAGGGCUGCGGAUUUGCAGACUGCAAGCUCGGAUGAUGUUAUCGGAACAGAAAUCGUCAAGAUUAUUCUUCUUACCAUUCCCUAUGCGAUGGCUGCUGCGCCAGGUCAUUUCAUCCAACAGGCCGCGGACAUUAUGGAAAAGACGGACGUCAUUGCUUCCGAACCACACGCUCUCCAAGCCCUCGUCGAUCCGUUCCAUCCCGAAGGAAAUGACGAAAGCCCCGCUGCAUCAAUGAACUUGUGUAUGUUGCUCCAGAAACAGCUGCAGGCCGAGGCGUCGAAGAACUGGGCGCUUGCUUGCAUCCCUCGACCCUGGGAAAUGCCGCUAGAGGAGGUCGAGGUUCAAGAGAAGCUUGCGAAUGCGGCCAAGCAUGCACUCCCCGCGAUUGCCGUUCCUCCCACGGCCAUCGCCGGGCCUCGUCUGCUGUUCCCGGAGAUUUACUUCUCUGUGUACGGUGGCCAAGAAGUCGAAUCGGUCCCGCCCCCGAGCAACAUUGCCGCAUCUCUUAUCCGUGAUUCACUCGCCGACACCAUCAACGUUUUACACUUCAACAGAAAUGCUACUGCUCGAUUCUUGAUGGAUCUUGAUUGCUACUUCGCCGACGGGACGUUUGUCAAGCGGGCUACUCCAUUCGACGAGCUGCGCAACCAGCCCGAUCAUCGUUCAACAUGGAAGCCCGAAGAUGUUGCAGUGGAUGCCGUCUUUUCACAGCUUUUCCAGCUUCCCAAGUCUGAACACAAGGUCGUAUACUAUCACGCCGUCCUGACUGAAGCCUGCAAACUGGCGCCAGCAGCUAUUGCCCCCAGUCUUGGAAGAGCCAUACGGUUCCUGUACCGCAACACGCCACGAACAGACCUUGAACUCAGCUACCGUUUCUUGGAUUGGUUCUCACAUCAUCUCAGCAACUUUGGGUUCACUUGGAAGUGGGCUGAGUGGUCCGAAGAUACUGUCUUACCUGACCUCCACCCGUGCAAAUGGUUCCUGCUCGGCGCCUUGGACAAGGAGAUUCGGCUAAGUUUUGCACAAAGAAUUCAAAAGACGCUUCCAAAACCAUACCACGCCCUUAUUGGACCUGACAAGGAGAAAGACGUGCCUGAUUUCAAAUAUACAAAUCCUGAUACCCCCUUUGCCAAGGAAGGCCAAGAAAUCAGCGCCCUCCUACGACGCAAAGCACCAGAUGAGGAAAUGCAGCCUCUCAUCGACAGCAUCCAAGCCCAAGCCAAGGAGCAAGCCCUCGACCCCGUCGUCGCCAGCACAGAUGUCUUCAUGACAGCCGUGUGCUGGGUUGGAUCCAAAUCACUGAGCCACGUGCUCGCAUGCAUCGACCGCACAAAGGGCCGCCUCAUCGACGUCGGCACCGCGCACCCGGCCGCCCGCUCCCAAAUCAUCUCGUCCAUCAUGAACUACUGGGCCGCCCACCCGGGCGUCGCCAUCACCAUCAUCGAAAAGCUCCUCAACUACUCCAUCCUGACGCCCCUUUCCAUCGUGGACUGGACCCUCGUCGCCAGCAGCCCCUCCAACGGCACGCAGGGCGGCGAGGCCCUCGGCCGCUCUCACAUCUUUGAGCUCGUGGCCAACACGGUCGCCAAGGUGAGCGGGCGCGUCCGCCAGCUCCUCACGUCUCCCGACGCAGACGCCGACACCCGCGACAAGGAGGUCUCCUCGAUGCGCGACCUGUUCGCCGCCAUCAACGACGCCCUAGCCAGCUGGGCCUCGGGCAGCAAAGACCAACUCAUGGAGGACGGGGACGGGUCCUCGGAGCGGGAGGCCAUGAUCCGGAGGUGGGGGCAGCGCUGGCUCCGUGUUUUCCAGCGCCUAGCCGCCAUAGAGGAGACGUUUGUUGCCGAGGCCAAGAACGGCCGGUGGACAAGCACGGCCGACGCCGCAAGUGAGGCGGCGGCGCAGCCGGGCGGCGCCCAGGAGUGA
Metarhizium robertsii ARSEF 23 is the source of this 2439-nucleotide messenger RNA. Its product is annotated as cap binding protein. Gene Ontology annotation, molecular function: RNA cap binding; mRNA binding. The record is from RefSeq and is a predicted model, not a curated record. The transcript has 4 exons. NCBI's taxonomy places the organism in Eukaryota, Fungi, Ascomycota, Sordariomycetes, Hypocreales, Clavicipitaceae. Gene Ontology annotation, biological process: mRNA export from nucleus; nuclear-transcribed mRNA catabolic process, nonsense-mediated decay. Gene Ontology annotation, cellular component: nucleus; nuclear cap binding complex. The coding region runs from base 1 to 2439 and encodes 812 amino acids.